Molecule: messenger RNA, 228 nt
Organism: Cylicostephanus goldi
Lineage: Eukaryota; Metazoa; Nematoda; Chromadorea; Rhabditida; Strongylidae
Source: the annotation of a GenBank genome assembly
AUGCUUGUGCUAGGCGGCGUGGCUGAAGUGGCGGCAAGUAAUGGGGGUACUCCGACUGGCGAAUUCCAAUAUAUCUCAAGUCAAAAGUAUACCGAACCGUGCUACGGCCAGUCGUUACGAACACCGAUGUGCGGCACAGUUUUGGAGUUGCACCUAUCGCGGACAAGAUGCGAGGUGCCAGAUGACGAUGGUAUGGUCACGUUUUACGAAGUGAAGAUAAUAUUGUAG